This is a messenger RNA of Pseudophryne corroboree (corroboree frog), 1376 nucleotides long. RefSeq names its product cysteine and glycine rich protein 2 (gene CSRP2). The transcript is spliced from 6 exons. NCBI's taxonomy places the organism in Eukaryota, Metazoa, Chordata, Amphibia, Anura, Myobatrachidae. Gene Ontology annotation, cellular component: cytoplasm. The record is from RefSeq and is a predicted model, not a curated record. Gene Ontology annotation, biological process: actin cytoskeleton organization. Bases 442 to 1023 code for a protein of 193 amino acids.
CCUGAAGGGAACAGUCUGAUCAGAUGGAAUGUAUAUGCAGAGCAGAGCUGCCAUUCCAUUUAGUACAUCCCGAGUUGUAGGACUUUUGCGCACCUGAAUCCUAAUUAGCACUUGUUUUCUAUCAUAUUCCGUGACAAGUCUCAGCUUUCUAGUGUACCUGGCGGCGGAGGCAGCAGCAGCAGCGUGGCCGGGGGCAGCCAGCACCGCAGAGGUUACGGUGUGAGCCGAAGAGUGGGAAGCCGCUGAGUGAUGUCAUGCUGGGGGCUGGAAUGGGGAAUACAGCAUGUGGCAGCAGCAGCGCUGGAACUUCCAUCCCACCUCCCUACUACUGGUGUGUGACACUGAGCCAGGCUCCUCCCACCCCCAGCCUCACAUACACGGAGCAGCUGCAGGCAGCCUCUCACUCUGUGCUCCAGGCAGCGAUCGCUCUCCUGUUACAAGAUGCCUAACUGGGGAGGCGGUAACAAAUGUGGGGCAUGUGGCAGAACCGUGUACCAUGCUGAAGAGGUGCAAUGUGAUGGAAAGAGCUAUCAUAAAUGCUGCUUCCUAUGUAUGGUAUGCAGAAAGAACCUGGAUAGUACAACAAUGGCUAUUCAUGAUGAUGAGAUUUAUUGCAGGUCCUGCUAUGGGAAAAAAUAUGGACCCAAGGGUUACGGCUACGGGCAAGGAGCAGGCACUCUAAAUAUGGAUAGAGGAGAAAGAUUGGGCAUUAAACCAGAGGAAAUACAUCAGUCACGUCCAAGCACCAGUUCUAAUCCUUCAAAGUUUGCUCAGAAGUUUGGAGGAACAGAAAAGUGUCCCAGAUGUGGUGAAUCCGUAUACGCUGCUGAGAAAGUAAUGGGAGCAGGAAAGCCAUGGCAUAAGAAUUGUUUCAGAUGUGCAAAAUGUGGCAAGAGUCUAGAAUCCACAACUCUGACGGAAAAAGAGGGAGAAAUCUACUGCAAAGCUUGUUAUGCAAAAAACUUUGGACCCAAAGGUUUUGGUUAUGGCCAGGGAGCGGGCGCCCUUGUACAUGCGCAGUGAAGAAGAUGCAAUAAAUGCUGAUGCUAGAACAUUUGAUCUGGAUGUCUCUUUAAGUAGAGUGGUAUUCUCAUACUAAUUACUGUGAUAUCAUAUUUUCAUUCCUAUACCAUUGAACGUGUUCUACUUGUCAUCCUUGUAACUCUAGCCAUUAGUAGUUUUUUUGUUUGUUUUAAUUUUUUUGUACCUUUUUUCAAAUUUAUACAAUAAACAUUUUUGUUUAUUACUAAUGUUUGUAAUGCAACUGAUACUAAAGGCUGUGUGUACUGAUUUUUUUUUUUUUAUUAACUUAAUUCUGUAUCACAAAUAAAAUGUAAAACUAAAAUUUCAAUUAAUAAAUAUACUGAAUUACCUAG